AUAAAGAAGAAAAAAAGAGAUGCAUCAAUUACCUCUCAUUAUCUCACACACAAAUUAAGGGUUCUUUAUUUGGAAUCGAAGAUUUGAUAAGGAUUUUUUUUUUUUUUGUAAAUAUUUGUGAAGUUCCUUAGACAUCCAGUUUCUCUACCGGUCUCAAAUCCAUGGCCCUUCCAAGAACGAAGCGAUUUUUUCUGUUAUGCGCUUUUUCUUACGCGAUCGUCGCCAUUGCAGAGAAGAAUUAUUACGAGAUUUUACAAGUGCCGAAAGGAGCGUCGGAUGAGCAGAUCAAAAGAGCAUAUAGGAAGCUGGCAUUGAAGUAUCAUCCCGAUAAGAAUCCCGGUAAUGAAGAAGCCAAUAAGCGAUUUGCAGAUAUUAACAAUGCUUAUGAAGUGUUGUCGGAUAGCCAAAAAAGGAGUAUAUAUGAUAGGUAUGGAGAGGAGGGCUUGAAACAACAUGCUGCCCGUGCAGGCGGAGGAAUGGGGGUCAAUAUGCAAGACAUUUUUAGCUCGUUUUUUGGGGGAGGCCCAAUGGAAGAGGAGGAGAGAAUUGUGAAGGGUGACGAUGUAAUUGUCGAAUUGGAGGCAACACUAGAAGAUUUGUACAUGGGAAGUACUCUUAAGGUUUGGAGGGAGAAAAACAUAUUAAAGCCUGCUCCUGGUAAACGGCCUUGUAAAUGCAGAAAUGAGGUCUACCAUAGGCAAAUUGGUCCAGGGAUGUUCCAACAGAUGACUGAACAGGUUUGUGAGCAGUGCCAAAAUGUCAAAUUUGGAAGAGAGGGGUUUAAUGUCACAAUUGAUAUUGAGAAAGGAAUGCAAGAUGGGCAAGAGGUAGUUUUUUACGAAGAUGGUGAACCUAUAGUAGAUGGAGAACCUGGAGAUUUGAAGUUUCGUAUUCGCACUGCACCCCAUGACCGAUUCAGAAGGGAAGGUGAUGACUUGCACGCUACAGUCACCAUAACACUUGUUCAAGCUCUUGUUGGUUUUGAGAAGACCAUUAAACAUCUUGAUGACCAUUUAGUGAACGUUAGCUCUAAGGAUAUUACUAAGCACAAGGAGGUGAGAAAGUUCAAAGGAGAAGGAAUGCCAUUACAUUCCAGCAAGAAGAAAGGUGAUCUCUAUGUCGCCUAUGACGUUUUAUUCCCCACAUCGUUGACGGAAGACCAGAAGUCCAAAAUCAAAGAAGUUCUUGGCUAGGAAUAGGGGAUAUUAGUUUUUAUUUUUAUUUUUAUUUUCCCAUUACAACAUGAUGAGGCUACAUAGAAAUUAGGAUAAUCCAAGGGUUUCUAAUUUUUUUUUCUCCCCUCCCUUUUGUUGCCUAUUUCCUCUCGGCUGGCAUGCACGGAUUUUUGCCUGUCUCGAUCUUAAAAUGAAAUUUUAUCUUGAGAAAAUAAUUUGUCUCAAACCCUAACCUUAAAUUUAAUAAAAGAUUUGACUUCAACCUGAUUCGAUUUAAAUUUAA
Messenger RNA from Gossypium raimondii (Peruvian cotton), 1458 nucleotides. Its product is annotated as dnaJ protein ERDJ3B. Gene Ontology annotation, biological process: protein folding. Bases 162 to 1193 code for a protein of 343 amino acids. The transcript is spliced from 10 exons. The record is from RefSeq and is a predicted model, not a curated record. Lineage: Eukaryota; Viridiplantae; Streptophyta; Magnoliopsida; Malvales; Malvaceae.